UAUCCAGCAGAACCAUUCACGGGCGCCAGUCGCUGUCUCAUUCCUUGAAUCCGUCAGAAGAAGACCUGUAUUUAUCCGACAUUUGCCAAUUUUUAGCGGCGGCAAGACGCUUGGUACCUUAGAACCUGCUUCCGUCGUGGCGUCAGUCUACAUACACAGCUGCGCCCAUCUUCACCCUCCACUCCACGGCUCCCUGUCGCUGCAUUGAACUACCGUGCCACACCUCCAUUAUACCAAGAUAGCUACAACUCCUUACGCAACCAAUUGAGUUGUUACGGGCUUAUCGUGGAGCCUUCUACCUUCAUCAAUCGCGAGCACCGAGCUCUUUGUCCACACGACACGCGACGACAGCGCAGCAAAUCCUCAACACGACCCUCUCUGCAAUCAGAAAACACCCGGCUGUGCCGAUUAAGCUAUUCAGCUUAUCGGGAUAUGAAAUACGGCGAAACGCUCAGGCAGCGUUCAAUACCGCAAUGGGGACAUCACAACGUCGAUUACGAUGAUAUUAAACACCUAAUCAAAGAGCACACAACCCCGGGGAGUGGGAAGGCGGUUGCUAUACCCGGCCAAGGCGAUGAGGACGCCCAAGCUUUCGAGGACGAGCUGUUUUCGCUGUUAUUAGAGCAGCAUGACCGAAUAAACCUAUUCAUCAAGAGCAAAAGCGGUGAAAUCGAAAGGCGGCUAGAGCACAUCAACAAACGCAUUCUCGAGCUUCAAUCACGUCACCCAAUAUCCCAAGACACUCGAUUGCCUGCCAAACUUGUGGAGCGAUAUGCCAAGUUUGAUGCCGAUGUUUCCAAAGCUGGCGAGGAAGUUCGAUCCCUCUCGCGAUUUAGAGCUGCCCAACGAACCGCCUUCACGAAGCUGUUGAAGAAAUACAAGAAAUGGACACGAAGCUCAGAGCUUGGGCUGCGAUUCAGGGCUGAGGUCACAGACAAACCGGACAGUUUCUGUCAACUAGAUCUAGGAUACCUUCUCGAUCUAUACACAGAUGUUCUUCACUCCGUCAGGGCUCCUUUCGAAGUUUCGACUUACUCAAAACCCCACAUCGUUCCGCCAAAUAACCUCACCGCCCUAUCUGCCUCUGUGAGUCCCCGAGGAUCCGUCUCGUCUUCAACCGCUUCCCAAAUUUUCAAUGCAAUCGAGGAGAGUUCUGAGGUUGGAUACGACACAACCCUAGCAACGGUCCCCAUUGGUGCUGGAGGAAGCAAGGCAACCUACUGGAUACACCCGGAUCACAUAGUGGAAGUCCAAGUCUUUCUUUUGCAGUAUAUGCGGCUCUACAACUCCGGGAAAGCUAAGAACACAGCCCAAAGUUCAGCAAAUCCAACACCUCUCCGCCGGAACUCCUCCUUCAGAUCCGAUAAUGCGGGGAACUUUGGCAAGGAAGAUGACAUCGGCAUAAUCGUCCUGGACCACCCGGACGAGUUCGCGAAAAAGCAGAACGCCAGUCCAAUUGGUGACAGUGAAGAAGUCACGGGAAGAUAUCUGACAAAAGCCGCUGGCAGUGCUCGAUGGACGUCUAGUGGAGAAGCUAUUGUCAUGGUGGGCCUCGAUUCGAAGAAAGGCGCGCCUGACUCGAGAUUGGCGAAGCUGAAACGCAAAUACGUGGACGCUUUCUUGAAUACCGCGACACCCUUUACUUCUCGCCGGCCCUCGUACUCGUCCGUGUCGUCUGAAAUUGGCGAACAGGAUGUGGAUGCUGCUGCCAAGGCUACUGAGAGUGUUCGGGAAUGGUUGAAUGCCCACAAAGACGUAGCGCCGCUUGCUGAAAUCACAUCAAAGCGGACUCGCUUUAUUGGUCUUGGCAAUAACACAUUCGGCGGUCUAUGGGCUACUCUUGAUAGGGAGAUCAGCAUGAAGAAGUAUGUUCCGGGCGAGCUGGCAGAUAACGAUUGGCUCCAGAAAGCACGUACAGAUUCACACUCCUUCCCACACGCGGUUCUAGAAGUUCGAAGGGAAGGUACACAAUCUGCAGAGAUUAUCAAGGCUUUGGAUCGUGUCCACCUGACUGAACGCGUUCGAGGAUUUUCACUUGAGGUUCACGCAGUUUGGGCGUGCUCUAAACCGAAUGCCUUGUCUCCGCCACUUUGGAUCCCUACUCUGGCAACUGAUAUUCGAAAACUUCCCGAUGCCGUCAAGAAACAGCGCAGAUCAGCCACAACCGUGGGCUUCUCUGCUCCUCUCAUCUCACAGCCUACAUCAAGAUCGACAACAUCAGCCACAGAUGGGCAGACGAGCCCUAGUACGAUUCAUAAUCUAGAAUCAUCGGCGACAUCCGGCCCAGAAUACCUCGAAACCCCUACUUUGAGUUCAUUCAAGACGAAGCGAAGAUCUUACGGGACUAUCAUACCUGAAGAACCAUCUGGUCAACCGGAGGAUCGACAAAACUAUUGGAACGAGUACGAUCAUCCUGAAGACGGUUCUGAAGAUGAAGCAUACUUCAUCUACAUUGAUCCAAACUCCACGGUCCACUUCCCCGGCCAGGAUACUCUUUUGAAAUGGGCACACAAAACCCAGCGCCUUUUCCGUUUGGGCAAGCGCCCUGAGGAGACGUCUUUACUCCAACCACAUUCUCCGAUAUCACCGACCAGCGAUGGUGAUGACGAUGAAUCGAGCUCUGAUGAGGCUGUCCGUGCUGCUCGAAUAGGACAAAGUCAGGCCGUAUCGCAGGAUUCCACGGAAGGUCAAGGCUUCUUUAGCAGCCUCUUUGGCUCACGCCCCGCCUCUAGGAGGCAACAGUCCCAAAUCGCCCGUCGCCAAUCAGCUCACGAGAUACACACACUAAUGGAGUUGAUUGAGGCACGCCAGCACGACCGUGAAAUGACCAAGCUCCGCCUCUACGCCACUUGCCUUGUUGCAUCGGUAGUCAUCGACAUCAUUCUCGGGACACUGAUUGUUACAGGCCGACGUAAAGAGAGAGGAGUUGUGGAUGCUGGAAUCUUAUUCGGAACGAUUGCCAACUUGCUGCUCCUAAUUGUGGCUGUUGCUAGCAUGCGCACGAGGCACGAGAGGCUUGGUUGGUUCCACCAAACCGUCUUGUUUUCAGUCGUUGUCGCCGUUGUGGUUGUUGAUGUGCUGUUGCUGAGAUGGGUUCUCGCAUGAGGAAUCCUGCUAAGAUUAGACGUUUGAAAAAUUGAUGGCAUGCGAGAGAGAUGGGUAUGACGACUACGCAGCAUAAUAACGACCAAAGCUACGACUUUUAAUGAUGAAGAUGGGUUCUUGUAUUAUCUCUUUUGAACGAGUAUACGAUCUGGUAUCUUCGAUUUUCAUUGCAUACUUCUUUCCUUCUUGUUUUUAUAGUUUCUUGAAAGUAUCGAUGCUGUCAUAUUUGUUCGAAGUUGGAUCCAUUUGCUCUAUUUUGGUAAAUCAUCUUUGUCUUGUAUAUUGGGCUUGCGGGAGUCUGGACUGGUUUGUAAUUACUUGGGUUUCUUUUACACGAGCGUAGUAUCUGAG
Messenger RNA from Mytilinidion resinicola, 3456 nucleotides. RefSeq lists its product as uncharacterized. The transcript has 5 exons. Gene Ontology annotation, biological process: polyphosphate metabolic process; vacuole fusion, non-autophagic; microautophagy. The record is from RefSeq and is a predicted model, not a curated record. NCBI's taxonomy places the organism in Eukaryota, Fungi, Ascomycota, Dothideomycetes, Mytilinidiales, Mytilinidiaceae. Gene Ontology annotation, cellular component: vacuolar transporter chaperone complex; fungal-type vacuole membrane. The coding region runs from base 433 to 3105 and encodes 890 amino acids.